Molecule: messenger RNA, 3667 nt
Organism: Macrobrachium nipponense
Lineage: Eukaryota; Metazoa; Arthropoda; Malacostraca; Decapoda; Palaemonidae
Exons: 8
Coding region: 141-1199 (352 amino acids)
Biological process (GO): pyrimidine nucleotide-sugar transmembrane transport
Cellular component (GO): Golgi membrane
Molecular function (GO): pyrimidine nucleotide-sugar transmembrane transporter activity
Source: RefSeq, a predicted model, not a curated record
GCUAUCUCCAAGACCCAGUGUGGCUGGUUACCGAGUUCUAUCAACAUGGUUAAAACUGCAUUAGUGAAAAUGAAUAACUUUCUGCGAAAGUAAUUCUGAUAUCCGUUCCGGCUGGACAAGUGAUAAAUAAGAGGAAAGUGAUGGCAGAGCUUGAGGAAAUAAUGGUGCGACCUGGGGGCCUAGGUAAAGCCGAAAUUGCAAAUUUGUGUGACCCACAGAUAGAGACAACAAAGGAAGGGAUGGUAAAGAUACCGAACAGCACCAUAACACUCGACAGAACAUCAGAUUGGAGAAAAUCUCUAGGAUUCGUCUUGGUCUUCUUGUAUUUAGAGACUAACAAACAAGUCAGCAACUUUGCCCUUUCGCGAAGUAACAACGGAAUCUACCCUGUUCCAUCAUCGUUACUAGUCGUGCUAGUGGAGAUUUUCAAGCUGUUCCUCAUCUACAUUUGGGGUAAGGUCUCUGGUACGCAGAUGGAAGCGUGGAAUCCGUCAGUAAGAUUUAGUUUGCCUGCGGUGUGCUAUUUCCUCACUAACCUGAUGUAUCUUGGUGCCCUUACCAUCGUCUCUCCUCCAAUUUGGAUGGUGCUAAUUCAGACACGAACUUUGUACACAGCUGCUGCUUAUAAGAUCGUCUUUGGUCGUGAAGUGACGUCAGUGCAAGCCUUGGGGUGCUUUCUCGUCGUGUGCAGCGUAGGAGUGGCCAGAUAUUCCGCAUUUAGAGAUGGUCAAACAUCAGUAUCUGUUGCCGUUCUCUUCGUAUCUCAACUAGCUGCUAUUCUUUCGACCGUAGCUUCGAUAUGCGUGGAGUUACUUCUCAAAAAUGACGGACGGAGUUUUUGUGAGCAGCAAUUUUGGCUGUAUGUCUGGGGGACGUUCUUGGGGUCGCUCUUUAUGAUCCUGAAAGAAAACAUCCCACAACUCAUCGUGGAUAUACAGGAGGUCGUGGGUCACUGGCAUCAACUGUCACUGCUGUGUCUGUCCAUCACAACAACAUCUUUCGCCGGGCUCUGCAUCCCUGUCGUCGUGAGGAAUCUUGAUACCAUUGUAAAGGAUUACCUGGGAGCCGCCAACAAUUUGCUGCUGUCAGUUGUGAUUGCCGCUGUAUUCCCGACAGAGUUCACCAUCAGUUGGAUGUAUGUCUUCUCCCUAAUUAUACUUAUGACAGGCAUUUGGCUCUACGAGAAAAAGGCGCACUGAAGGAAAUAUCAUGUUCUUUUAAUUUCUGUCUACUCCUUUCCACAGUCUUACUUGAUACUUUCAGUGGAGGGAGAAACUGCGCAGUUGAUGUUUCUGGUAUAAAAAAAAAAAAAAAAAAAAAAAAAAAAUUGUUCGAUCAAGUCGAUCAAUAUUUGUUGAUGUUUAGUCACAAUGACCAUAAGCAUGUGGAAAAUGUCCAAGAUAAGGAGAAAUUGAGCCUGCCGUGCCUAUCAUAUCCGUUUCCAGUUGGGAUUUGACAGUUUCCUUCACCAGACCCUUAUGAACCGUUCUCAGUGACUUGACCUCGUACGGAAAUCUAUUUAUACUAGAAUAUUAAAUCGAGAAAGAAGAGAUUUCUGGGUUCUAUUUCUGCCACAGCAUGACAUUAUUAUGGGGAAAACCUAUUCGUUGUUGUUAAUAUCUCCACCCCACCCCCUUAACUAUUUUUGACAACACCCUGAAAAAGUCAGAGGUCUGGAAAAACUAAGCCUUAUUAAUAAUAAUAACCCUGAAAAAGGGUUAGAUUGGUAACUGCAUAAAGUCAACUCGCACAAUGAUUGUGGUGGUUUGUAUGCUGCAUGUACAAAUUUCCCGCUUUUUUUUCCCCUCUCAACUGUAUUCUUUAUUAUAUUAUAUGUCAAUAUAUAUCACUGAAGCAAGGGAUGCUGCUAUUAACGUCCAAGGAUAUCAGUAUUGUGAUCAAUUUUGUUUUCGUUCAAGUCACAUUAGUAAAUAUUAUCGAUGAAACAGCACCAUUUUACAUUAUAUGCGUAAAAAUGUCAAAUCUCUCUCAAUAUUGCACCCUGUACGUGAAUGGUUUGUGCAUCAAAUAGAAAGGAAUUUUCACUUUUGAUAUCAACAGUACGGUUGUUCUGUACUAGAUGCUAAGUUGCUGAGCAAAGUCAAUUAUCGAAAAAAAAUUAGCCUUAUGCAGUUUAACUAAGACCACCGAGAGGUGAUCUUGGUUUAACGGUCUAUGAACUCGAGGAUAAAGUAGUGUGCGUUUAUCCAUACUUGUCAUCGAGUCAAACGUUUCUCACCAAUGUGAGACUUCCAUAAGGUAAGUAGGCCUGUGAGAUUAUAGAAGAUUUUCGUUAAUUUUAGUGCGUUUUUAACAACUGGUUUUGAGGAUAUAUUUCUCUCUUUGGAAUUUUGACAACAAAUAGUAGAUGUUAUGUGUUAGUUAUCAUACUGAAUUUUUGAGAUUCAAACUUAUUUCUUCACAUACUUUUCUUUCUAACAAGCGAAAGUGUAAUUUUCAAAAUGUUUAGUAUGAUUUCCUUAAAAAUAAGUUUUCCUCGCAUUGUUCAUAUAGUUGAUACUAUCUGCAAGAUUGAUAAUGAUAUUUUGAUAAGAAAGGCUAGCCGUAAUACCUUUUGAUGAAAUGAACAUCGCAAUGUACUGAAAUUAUGAUAAAAGAACAUACAGAUUAAAUAAACCUUGUUGAAAAGUUCAGGUUGUCAUGCUGAAUGGUCUGACCACUAAAUGGAGACAACUCACUUUCAUGAUUUUGACAAAGCAUGUGUUCAUGAGAUGGUGAUAGGAAUGACUGUAGAAGUGGAGAGCAGGCUACCGUGUAAUUACAUAUGUUCUUGAUAUUAAGCCAAAUAACAUAAAUUAUGGAAGGCUUUUGGGACAGACCCAAUGAAAUUAACGCAAGUUGCAAUAGAAAAAAAAAUCCAUGUCAUGAUAGGGAAAUACUCGCAUUUGCCGAUGUCCCACCUAAGAUAAAACUGACAAGAAAUCAUUUUAUAACUAAUUCUGAUUCUUGUAUGAGGGAAAUGUUAAGUAAGACAAGCACAGAAUAUGGCCCAGAUCACAAGCUUGUUGGAAUUCAUAUAAACUUGAAAAAGCUGAACUAAUGCGUUUAAAAUAUGUUAGGUCUAAAGAAUAUUUUUGUGAGAAGAGGUUGUUGGGAAGCAGUAUCUGGAAGGUUACUGUCGAAUUUAUCUCUGUGAUAAACGACUGGUUUGAUCUCAUGAAUUCAUCAUGCAUUAUUGGAGAUGUAAAAUCAAGGAAUGCUUAUGGAACUGAUUUAGAUAACCAGAACACUCCUCUAUGUAAAAUUAUUAAUGUAAUGACAAAAAUUAUAGUAUGCAAUGGAAGAUCAAGCACAUUACAAUUUCCAAAAGGGCUUGAUCUUACCGUGUCACUCAUGAGUGGGUCUAUAUGAGAUGUUAAUAAAUAACUAUAAUGUAGAAUAUAUAUCAACAUGAAAAUCGAAUCAGGAACCACUCCAAAAUUAUUUUGGGCGUUGCAGACAGAUGAGUGGACACUACGGUUUCUCUCCCAUCCCGGGAUCCCGGCCAUUUUCCGAGGGUUAAACAAUCCCGGGAUUUUUCUCAUUGUCCCGGGAUUUUCCGGGACAAACAAUUGGAAAUUGAAAUUGAAUGGCGCGUGCGUGUGUGUGUGAGAGAGAGAUUAUCCCAUUGGGUCUCUCUCUCUCUCUCUCUCUCUCUCUCUCUCUC